AUGGGGAACUACGUAUCAUGUACACUAACAAUCCAGACAGGAGGAAAACACAGCAUACCAAGUAAUGAAGCAACAGUUAUACUACCAAAGGGAGUAAUCAGAAAAAUUGAAGGACCCUUUUUGACAAAAGCAGCAGAAAUCAUGUUUGAGAUACCAAAUCAUUUCUUAGUGAAUUCGAAAUCGUUGCGUAUUGGUUCAAGAUUUUCAGCUCUUAAUGCUGAUGAAGAUUUGGAAAUGGGUAAUGUUUAUGUUUUGUUUCCGAUGAAAAGAGUUAGUUCUGUUGUUACAGCUUCAGAUAUGGGUUCAUUACUAUUGCUUGCUACUACUACUGCUGCUGCUGGGAAUAAGGGUAGAACAUCAGCAUCUGGUGGUGGGAACAAUAAAGUUAGAGUUUCUCCUGAAUCGAUAAUAGUACCACCUUCUGUUGUUGUUGAUGAUGAUGAUAAAGAUGAAGAAUUUGUCGAAGAUCAGGAUUCAUGGGUUGUUAUGAUUAGGAAUAUUAAAAGGGAUAAGAAACAGAGUGGUGGUGAUCAUGAUCAAAUUCCAAGACUGAGUUUAGAAGAUCUUGAUGAUAUUAUUCUUGCUGAUCUUCAACACAGAAGAUCAGUUGGUAGAUCAAGAAAACCAUCACUUAGCACAAUCACUGAAGAACCUGUUUUUUCAAGAUGA
Messenger RNA from Papaver somniferum (opium poppy), 669 nucleotides. RefSeq lists its product as uncharacterized. Lineage: Eukaryota; Viridiplantae; Streptophyta; Magnoliopsida; Ranunculales; Papaveraceae. The transcript has a single exon. The record is from RefSeq and is a predicted model, not a curated record. The coding region runs from base 1 to 669 and encodes 222 amino acids.